CUAAGGCCAAGGAAUCCUUAGUAGGAGGGAUGGCUCAGAAACGAAGGACUGGCCCCAAGCUUGAACUCACUGCAGACCAAAAGCAGCAAAUGCGAGACGCUUUUGACCUGCUGGAUUCUGACGGCACAGGGACCAUUGACGUGAAAGACCUGAAGGUGUCCAUACGAGCGCUGGGGUUCCAACCCACGAAAGAAGAGCUCAAGAGAAUUGUACUCGAAGUGGAUAAAGAAGGAACUGGGAAAAUUGGCUUCGACGCCUUUUAUUCUGUGAUGACUCAAAAAAUGUCACAAAUAGAUCCCAAAGAAGAAAUGCUCAAAGCCUUCAAACUAUUUGAGGAUAGCAAGAGUGGCAAAAUCUCUUUCAAGAACCUCAAGCAGAUUGCCAGUGAGAUAGGGGAGAAACUGACAGACGAAGAAUUGCAGGAAAUGAUUGAUGAAGCUGAUUUGGAUGGAGAUGGGGAGGUGAAUGAGCAGGAGUUUGUGAAGAUACUGAAGAAAGUUGGCAAUUAAUAUCGACU
This is a messenger RNA of Euleptes europaea (tarantolino), 517 nucleotides long. RefSeq names its product centrin-2-like. Gene Ontology annotation, molecular function: calcium ion binding. Bases 30 to 509 code for a protein of 159 amino acids. The transcript has 4 exons. Gene Ontology annotation, cellular component: centrosome; centriole. NCBI's taxonomy places the organism in Eukaryota, Metazoa, Chordata, Lepidosauria, Squamata, Sphaerodactylidae. Gene Ontology annotation, biological process: mitotic cell cycle; nucleotide-excision repair; centriole replication. The record is from RefSeq and is a predicted model, not a curated record.